UAACUAAAUAUAAUAGGAAAAAUAAAAUUAGGCCUAGAUGUACAUGAAUUACGUUGUGUUGUUUCUCAGGACCUUGCUGAUUUGGGAUUUUGUGGAAAGUGGAGACAUUUGUGUAGAUGGAGAUUUUUAUCCAGAUGCAACCGAUUGUGCCAGAUAUUAUCAGUGUUCUAACGGUAGAUUAGUAUCUAUGAAAUGUCCCGACAGAUUGUAUUUUAGCGUCGCUUUAAAGCAAUGUACCCACCCCGAAGAUUCCGGUUGCAUAACAGAUAGUUCAGACGAAUCUGGAAAUUUUUGUUUAAAUGGAGAGUAUUAUCCUGACAACACAGACUGUACGAAGUACUAUCAAUGCUCGAACGGAAUGUUAAUCUCUAUGGUCUGUGCUCCCGGACUGCAUUUUAGUCCCUCAUUCAAAGUCUGUACUUACACUGAAGAGGCAAACUGCACGAUAACUACGCUAUCUAUUGAUAUGCCAUCCUCGACGUUCGAGAUAAGGACUCAGACAUCUACCAAAUCAGGAUCUGGGAUUACGAAACUUACUACCCAAACUGUCGACGAAAUUGAAAUAUCCUCGGAGUCUCGUACGACGGAGAUAUCGAAUAUCACCGAAGACAUUAUACGAUCGCCGAUAUUUGAAAUAAGUUUAAUACUGUUCGCUUGUACAAUUUUACUGGUUAUUUUAAGUUUGUUUCUUUACAAUAAAAUUUGUGCUGGCAACUUUUUUUCCAUUAAGCGAUACAAGUCUUAUAAAAUAACUCUUUAA
This is a messenger RNA of Cylas formicarius (sweet potato weevil), 760 nucleotides long. RefSeq names its product peritrophin-48-like. Gene Ontology annotation, cellular component: extracellular region. The coding region runs from base 38 to 760 and encodes 240 amino acids. Lineage: Eukaryota; Metazoa; Arthropoda; Insecta; Coleoptera; Brentidae. Gene Ontology annotation, molecular function: chitin binding. The record is from RefSeq and is a predicted model, not a curated record. The transcript is spliced from 3 exons.